Messenger RNA from Marmota monax (woodchuck), 5387 nucleotides. RefSeq names its product chromosome unknown C18orf54 homolog (gene CUNH18orf54). The record is from RefSeq and is a predicted model, not a curated record. NCBI's taxonomy places the organism in Eukaryota, Metazoa, Chordata, Mammalia, Rodentia, Sciuridae. The transcript is spliced from 9 exons. Bases 307 to 1902 code for a protein of 531 amino acids.
AUGUUGGGUCGGUUUGAAGGCGAGCGCGGGCGUGGCUGGCGCUGUGACGGCGGCGGAGGCUGCGGGCUGGGGCGCCUGAGGUGAUGCUUUGUCGCGUCCCCUGCAUUCCGUAGCAGGUCUGGGCUUUCCGCGGAGACUGGUGGAAACGUGCGUUUUUUGAACUUCAUUUGGGUCCUUCGUGGCUCUUAAAUUUUGACGUUCCCUUGAGCAUGAUGGAUUUGCUUUAGGAUAUUCGAACUGAAGUGAUUAUGGAGGAAAUGUUGUCUUUAAGGAAAAUGGAUAAAAGUAACCCAUGUUGAGGAAGCCAUGGCAAAAUCAAACACAAAGCACAGAGUUUGUUCUCAGGAAUCUUCAGUCUCUUCCCUUCUGGCAAGCUGCAAUCUGAAUGGUGGUAAUUCUUCCAACUCUAAUGGCCCUUUUCACUAUAAGGAUAAACUGUACAGUUCUGCUUCUCAGGCUCUGCAGGCCUACAUUGAUGAUUUUGAUUUAAGCCAAAUAUACUCUGAUACAAGCACUGGAAAAAUUAGCAGUGAUAAGAGAUCUGCGAAUGUGCCUCAAUUCUCCAAAUAUAUUUAUAAACCAAACAAUGCUUUUGAAAAUCUUGGUCACAAAAAGCACUCAAACUCCUUAUCAUAUAGAAGAGAGAUUGUUAAUGACAUAGAUUCCAUUAGCCUAACAACUGAUGAUCUGUUAAGACUUCCAGCAGAUGGAUUAUUUUCUUUCACUGAUGUUGGACCAGUAAAACUAUGCAAGAAAAACAAGAAAUGCACUGGAAGACUGGGUUCCUCGGCCAUUAAAAAGCAUCUGAAUUUUCAAGAUUCCUGCACUUCCAUGGGCAAGGAUAACUUAGUUACACGUGUUGUAGACACAAAUAUAAAUGGAAAGCAAUGUAGUAAACUAAAAAGCCCAAAACUUAUGAAUAGGACCAAUAAAUGUAUUUUUGAAUCAUCUUUAUCUUUUCCCAAGAAAUCAUCAUUGAAAGAGAGUUCACAACACAGUCUUGAAAAGAAUUAUCCAAGAUGGCUCACUAGCCAGAAAUCUGACCUCAAUGUUUCAGGGAUAAGUAGUUUACCUGAUUUCAAAUACCCAGUCUGGCUCCACAAUCAAGACUUGCUACCUGAUGCAAGUAGUCAAAAGGUUUAUAAAGUAUUUAAAGAAGACCAUUCUUCCUCUAGACAUAGUUAUCAGGCACAAAGAACUUCUCGGCUUACAAAUAAGUUAGAUUGUUGUGAAUAUUCUUUUGAGCCCUCAAAUUUUUCAAAUUACUUGAGUGAUGAUAAAGGAUUAGUUAAUGAAUACAGAUGUGAUUCUGAACAUAGCCAAUGUCAGUAUGAGAAUCCACUUCUCUCAGGACAAUCCAAAAAGCCAUUCAGUGGUGACAAAAUUGAACUGCUUAUCCUGAAGGCCAAGAAAAAUCUGGAUCAGUGUACUGAAGAAUUACCAAAGUCUGUGGAAAAGGAUGACAGUCCUUGUUCAUUAGAUAAACUUGAAGCUGAAAGAUCAUGGGAAAAUAUUCCUGUUACUUUCAAAUCUCCUGUUCCUGUUAAUUCUAAUGAUAGUACUCGACAAACUUCAAGUGAAAAGUAUGCUAAAGAGGUUCUUGAAGACUUUUUAAACAAUGAUAAUCAGAGCUCUACCCUUUCUGGAGGCAAACAUCAUGGUCCUGUUGAAGCUUUGAAACAAAUGUUAUUUAAUCUUCAAGCAGUACAAGAAAGUUUUAAUCAGAAUAGAACUGCAGAUCCAAAAGAAGAGGUAAAAAUUUCAGAGGAUGAUUUCUCUAAAUUACAAUUGAAGGGAAGUAUGAUUCCUAUUACUAGGUCUCUUCAAAAGGCCUUGCACCACUUAUCUCGCCUGAGAGACCUGGUUGAUGAUACCAGUGGGAAACAGUCACCGAAAAUGUGAAGAAGAAAAUAAAAUUGUCACCAAAAUAAAUAGUCACCACAGAACAAAUAUGUAUUUUUUUUCCUAUUACUUAAGCUGACAAAGUAAAUACAAGCCAUGCACUAUUCUGUCAUUGAUUCAAGUAUAUUUCUUGAAGGCUGACCUUGAAAAUGUUCAUAAAUUUGUGACCUAUCUUCAUUUUGUGCCUAAAUAGUAGAAUGUGAACUGAAGGACCCACAAUUUAUGUUAAAGUGUUACUUGGUCUUUAGACCAGGAAAUGUGUAAUAUUUAAACAUGGAUGAUUUUAAUUCUUGAUGUUUUUAUCUAUGCUUAACCUUCUUUAGUAUUCCCUUUUUUUAAAAAAAAAAUAAAUAAAAAUAUAGCAUUCACUUUUAAGCAGCUUAAAGGAAUACCAAAAUUGUUAUAGUUUAUUUGGAAGUCUGUUACUUUUAAAAUUUCAGAAAUCAAAUAUCUCUAAGAUAUGUUGUACUUUUUUAUGGUAUCAGUUUAACAGUGGGUUAUAUAGAGCUAAAAGGAAUUUUUUAUUGUGACAUCUAACAACUCAUUCAACUAAUGCUUUGAUUCUAUGUGAGAUAAUCUUUAUAAUACUUGACAGUUUACAAAUCACUUUGCUGGAGACAUAUGAACUUUAUUAGAUUAUUUUCCAGAUUUUAGUCUUAAGGUUAGGUAUUAAAAACUGGACUUAGAUUCCAGUUGCUUUAUGAAAUUUGAAACUAAACUUUAAAAGUGUGGAAAUCAACUUGUGUAUUUUAAAGAUAUUUUUUAAGAGUUGGGUUUUCUUUAAAGCCUCUAUAGUCUUCAGAGUUUGACUCUAGCUAGAACUGAACAUAGCUCUUUGAUUUUUGUAAUUUCUUCCAAGCAGGUGUUAUAACUAUUUAUAAUAAACAGGAAGCAUUUUUAUGAACAAUUAAAAAUUGUCAUAAAGCAUGACUAAUAUAACAUAUUGAACAGCCUAAUGAAAUUAAAGAAUAUCUGAAUAUAUUUUCAAGUACUACAUACUAACACUUUACCCAAUGGCAGCAUUUUUGCUAAGUAGAUUUACUGUCAGGUAUUUCUAAGCACAUAGUAUCAAAGAAUUUUUUCCCCAAAAUAUUGUUUGUAUUUAGUACCUUUGUUACAGAACUGAAGUGUCAAACACUAAAGACUAAAUCCUGUGGGUUACCUUCAGCCCGGGAGGUUUUUUUGUUUCGUUUUGUUUUGUUACUGGGGAUUGAAACAGUUACCGAAAAAUGUGAAGAGGAAAAUAAAAUUGUCACCACAAUAAAUAGUCACCACAGGACAAAUAUGUAUUUUUUUCCUAUUGCUUAAGCUUUCAGAGUUAAUACAAGCCAUGUACUAUUGUAUUUUUGAUUCAAGUAUAUUUUUUAAAAAACUAACCUUGAAAAUGUUCAUAAUUUUGAGGGGCACUCAACCACUGAGUUACAUCCCCAGCCAUUUUUUUUUUUUUUGUAUUUUAUUUAGAGACAGGGUCUCACUGAGUUGCUUACCACUUUGCUAAGCUGCUGAGGUUGGCUUUGAACUCACAAUCUUCCUGCCUCAGCCUCCAGAUCUGCUGGGAUUACAGGCGUGUGCCCCUGUGCUCAGCUAUUUUUUUUUUUUUUUAACUUUACUGCUUUGACUGGUUCAAGAGGCACUUACCAAUAAAGUUAUUUUGUUUACUUUGUGGAGAUGUUUUUACCACUGACAUUCUAUUUUAUGAUUAUGGUCCGUUGUGCAGCAAAGAGUUUGCAUAACCAAAUAGGGAAUUACUUUGAAGAUUAUAUUUGGCUAAUUUUUUUUUAAGAGAGAGAGAGAGAGAGAGAGAGAGAGAGAGAAUUUUUUAAUAUUUCUUUUUAGUUUUUGGCGGACACUACAUCUUUGUAUGUGGUACUGAGGAUCGAACCUGGGCCGCACGCAUGCCUGGCAAGCGCACUACCACUUGAGCCACAUCCCCAGCCCUAUAUUUGGCUAUUAAAAACACAGAUUUUCAGUGGGUAAACUUCAGGUGGAUCUGGGUGGAUCAAGUUCCAGGCCUUGUGAUACCCUCCAUUAGACAAAUUCUAAAGAAGGCAGAGAUAAUAAAGACAUCAGGCAAUGAUUUCCAAUUGCAUGUUAGCUGUAUGUAGACCAACAUAAUAUAUACCAUAGCCAUAAUCUCUUUGGAGAUUGUGCUAUAAUGACUUUGAAUAGUGCCAGUUUGGAUUGUGCUCCUAUUUGCAAGAAUGUAGUUCCAAUAAUGAACAAGAUAAUCCUAUUCUAAAAUUGUAUGUUAUAACUAAUAUUUUAAGAAACUUUAUAAUACCAGUGGAGAGCAGUAUUUUCACUUUUGUGUUAAAUAUGGAAAAGUUUUAUUCUUUUACCUACAAAAAGGAAUUUAUAGGCUAGGCAUGGUGCCACAUGUCUAUAAUCCCAGUGGCUUUGGGAGGCUGAAGCAAGAGGAUUGCAAGUUCAAAGCCAGCCUCAGCAAUUUAGCGAGGCCCUGAGCAACUUAGUGCUAUCCUGUCUCAAAACAAAAAAUUAAAUAGGCUGCGGAAGUGGCUCAGUGUUAAAAGAACCCCUGGGUUCAAUCCCUGGUACCCCCCCCCCCCCCCCCAAAAAAAAUGAAUUUAUCAAAAUCCAUUCUUCUCAAAAGAAACAUGUGACUCAACUAAAAAAAAUCUAAAUAAUAAAUGUUCAGGAAAUUCUGUACAGAAAUGAUUUAGUUACAUGCUUAGUUAAUAUUUCAAGGUUUUUUGUUUGUUUUUGAAAUUUUGGGAGGAAAGAGGGACCAGCAGUAUGGAGACUGCUAAGUAGAGAAUUAAUUAAGACAGAUAAUGAGAACAAUUAUAUUUAAAAAAUUAUAUUGUGAAUACAAAAUUUUAUCAAUUCUUUCACUGUUUUAGGUAUAUUGAGAAAUUGUUAAAUAGAAAAAAAUUAACAAAUUUAGUAAGAUAUUUCAAAAAUUUUAAUUGAAUAUGAAAAAUGUAUUUUACAAAAGCCUAAUCCCCCAAAUUUUUUGAGAUCAAGGAAUAAAGAUAUAAUCAAUAUAGGAAGAGUUUAAGACUGAAACAUGUUGUCGUCAUUAUCAGCGUGAAUUCUACUUUCAGUCUUUUCUGUGACAAUUCUUUUCUCCUUCCUAGAGAUUUCUGACAAAAAUGAGGUUUAUUUUUUGGACAUGUAUCACUAUAAUUAUGUUCUUUUUGAAAUUUAUAAAUGUGCAAUGUUUUGGAAUUUUGUAUUUAAUGGUUUAUAAUGCCUUGUUAAAUUAUAUGUAGUUACAAAACAAUGUCACCCAAAGAUAAAUCAUGACAAGAUUCCUUGUUUUUUCCUGUGGUUUGAAUACACGGGAUUGCUCUUACAGAUGUGAAUUUUUAUUUGUUUUGUUUUGUUUCUGUUUCACCCUUUACUCCUGUAUUUGAAAAUCUAUUUAGUUGAAGUACUGUCAGGAAAUGAACUUGUCAAAAGGAAAGUAGCAUGAAAAGAGAAAAAAGAAGCAAAGGCCAAUAAAGUUGAUAGUUUUUGAGCAA